AUGUGUUUAUAUUGUUUCAAACUACCAGUUUGUGGUCAUUUGUUACGGUAGUUUUAAGAACUUGAUACACAUAGUAAGAAGAGAUCAUGGAAUCACCUCCAGGGUCCCCCGCAGCGGGAAGGGUGGCCUCCAGACGCCUGCAUCCCAAGCGUCACUGGCCUCAAUCAGGGGCCGGGCUAGGGUCUCCAAAGCCGCCGCAGAACAGGCGCGGGAGCGCCCAGGGGCCACGGUCUCGGGAAAAGUCUCCGCGUCGGCUCCAGUGGGCUGCGACCCGCGAGGUUGCACAGGAAGGAAAUAAAAGAUUUCGGCUGAGAUUACACUCGAAAACACCAGGGAGCCCGGCUUCCAAGCGCGGCAUUACUCUUCUGCCCCAAAAACCAGGAGAUUCAAAAGGAAAAGACGUCCGGCUGUCGGCGGUCGUCAGAGGCUGGGAAGCAGUGCUGCUCACUGUCACCGACUCCUGGCUGGGAGCCCAGGGGCAAGGAGUCUCGUCUGGUGCCUUCUGCAGCCGCAUCAAGGUGGCCGACUGGCAGCUCCAGAGCCUUCAGAACCUUCCGGAGACCACAGCACUUGACCAGGGUACAGCAUGGUGGACGGGGGCCCAGAGCAACCCGAGGACAGGAGGCCUCACAGGAGAAGGCUGCAGGCAGAGCCACGCAGCAGGACUCAGACCUGACUCAGAGGCGAUGGCUUGCGCAGUCCUCCCGCCCCCUGCUGGCCAUCCUGUCACUCGCCCCACGGCCCCCUGGAGGCCGGACGCCUGGAUGCUGGAGCCUGCAAUGGAGGGCCUAGGAGGAGGCCAGUGUCGGAACCACACGUGGAAGAUUUUGGAAACUCAACCCCUUGCUGGCCUCACAACAUACAGAGCCCCACACGGCCACCCUCCUUGUUGGUGGUCACCACGGACCCUGAGGACAGCAGAGGCAGAUGGCCCGGGGGCUCCCGGCCUGCUCUGAGCUGGGGUCUUUCCUGACCUCUCUCACCUCGCGGCCCUCACCUGGACCAGGUAUGAUGCUGGCUCCGCCCUGCUCCCCAGCUGGGCCGCCUGGGCUCACAGGCAGGCAGCCCAGCGGCAGCCUCCCAAGUGACAGUGACUUAGGGCCAACCAGUGGGCCGGGAGGUCACCUGUGCAGUCCUGUUUUCUCCUCUUUCCUUUCCAUGGAGACGCCAGCUGCUCCCUGGACCCGCCCUUGGGCCACACUCGCCAGUUGUCCCAGCGUCCAGCCUUCUCUAGGGCUCACAGGGCCUCGGGAGGUGGUCACAAGAGGAGGCUGGACACUGCUGUGCUCCCAAGUGGCCCUGGACCACCGCCCCCCGUCUCCUCCAUCAGUUCAGGCCCCUUCUGCUAUGCGAGGUCCCAGCCUCCUUCCCUCCACAGGUCCUGAAGCCACUCCAGGAU
Messenger RNA from Vicugna pacos (alpaca), 1399 nucleotides. NCBI's taxonomy places the organism in Eukaryota, Metazoa, Chordata, Mammalia, Artiodactyla, Camelidae. The record is from RefSeq and is a predicted model, not a curated record.